This is a messenger RNA of Geodia barretti, 3176 nucleotides long. The record is from the annotation of a GenBank genome assembly. NCBI's taxonomy places the organism in Eukaryota, Metazoa, Porifera, Demospongiae, Tetractinellida, Geodiidae.
UACAUUGCAGCGACUUAUGCUCCUUUUUAGCGUACACCAUCACAUAAUAUGCCUUGGAUUACUGUGCUGCUGCGUUAUUUGCAGGUCAUCACACCUCAAGUGAUUCUGCUGUUAUUCCAGUUCACCCUGACUUCAGAAUGAUAGCACUGGCCAACAGACCAGGCUUUCCUUUCCUUGGAAACGACUUCUAUGCUGCUCUAGGCGAUAUGUUCAGCUGUCAUGCUGUUGAUAACCCUGACCUGGAGUCCGAACUUGCAAUGUUGAGGCAGUAUGGGGAGAGAUGUUCCGGAGCACCUGCUUGAGAAACUGGUUGGAGCGUUCUCUGAGCUGAGAGCCAUGGCAGAUGAGGGCCUUAUUGCGUACCCUACUCCACCCGGGAAGUCGUGGCUAUCGUCAAACACCUCCAGGAGUUUCCACAUGAGGGAGUGUCAAGUGUUGCACGGAACGUGUUUGAUUUUGACACCCACAACCCGGACCUGCUUCAGGUGAUCAUGAGAGUUCUCCACAGGCAUGGGAUCCCGGCUGGGGCCUCCUCCAGCAGUGUUCGACUCUCCCGCAAUAUCCGUUACCGCUCUCCAGCAAAUUGGCCAGUGGAUUGUAAAAACUGAUAAUGCUAUGACUCUUGAUUGUCAUCACUUACCUGUUGCCUUGAAGGGACCAUCAAGAGGCACUCCAACAGAAUUGGAUCUGGAGAAGGUCAAUGUGAGAGGAAGGGAGUUCUCAGAAUUGCUUUCUCACUGGAGAGUACCUUGGAUACAGGCAAUUUCAUAGCAUCCACCUCCAUUGGACCUGGGCAUUCAGCUGAUUCAUCAAAGGUUCUGCACGCAGCACUGGCCAAUCCUGUGUCAGUGUUGUCGAUGCCUGUGUCUGUUAGUGAGAGCAAAGGCUAUUGGCUGGAUCUCUCCUCUCUGUUCCCCAUUGCUACUGGCAUGUGGACUCCUCAUCUAAACAUGGCACCACUGUCCCAUGGGAGAAUACUCCUUCAUGAAGGACUGAGCAACAGUAUGCUUACGGUGGAUGCCUUUGAGGGUUGUGUGUAUCGUGUAACAACUGAUUCCAUUACGAGAAGUGUGAAGGACAUGUUGGGAUGGAGACAGAGCUCCAGCCACCAGGGUGAGAGUGUCCUGUGUAACAGUACAGAUAGAACUGUGCAUUUGUUCCGGAGGGGAGGAACUACUCUGGAAUCGUACAACUUGACUGGUGAAGUGUCCAGUGGAACUGUAGUUCACUUACCGUUCUCACUUGGUGGAGUGCAUGUGAUGUCUGAGAACCAGAGGCUCCUGACAGAGUGUGACUCUCCAAGGUGGUAUAUUCUGAAUUCCUCUGGAAAUAACCAAACAACUCUGUAUGAAGGUGUCACAACGGGAGAUUUGAUACCCUCUCAAGUCACUGCUCUUGGUGAGAGUCACACAGAUUCUGCUGCAGGAAGACAUGUAUUUGUAGCUAAUACUACUGUAGGGUUCCUGGACACACUACGACACAAUGAUAGGAUAGAUAUGAAUAUACAUGGCGUUCCCCUGGCGGAAUCAAUGGACGGUGUUGUUUUUCAGAAUGGCUCAAAGCCAGUAAUCUUCUCUGAGUCUGGCGAUAUUGCUCUGCCAACAGUGAGAGAGAGUGAACCAGCUGUAGGACUGGUGGACUUAGCCCAUCAGACUGUCCGGGAGAUAGUGUUACCGCCGUCUGAUGCUGGUGCUGCUACUAGUUCAUCAUACUCACAGCUCCACCUGAAUGUGGUCAGUGAUAGUCAGCUGGCUGCUGUGGACCAACGAGGAACUGUGAGAAUAUUGGAGACUGGGCGUUCUUCCCUUGAAAGGUCACUAAUGGAGUGGCAGGCUCUGGUAGGACAAGAACCAGAAGGACCUCUUCGCAUGGAAUACGAACGGAAAAGUGGCCAAGAUGUGUCUAGCCCCAAACAUGGAAAAGUUGAUCAAGACAACACACCUCAUGUUGGUGGGAACACAUGGGCGGGAGGCACUGGAGGAAGAGACACAGCUGGACUGGGAGGCAAGGGAGGCCCUUACCGACUUGAUGCUGGUCACGACAUUCACCAGAUCCCCGACUGGGAGAAGGAGGCUGUGCCUGAAGAGGUAAAAAGAGCUGCACGUGAAAUGGGACAGAAAGCCAAGAGAGAGAAGUUGAGAGAAAUUGGGAUGAGCGAACAUGAUAAUGAGAUGUAUCAGACAAUGCUGCGGAAAGUUCAAAGACAGAUUCAAACACUCCGUGUGAUGUUAGCCAACAUUCAGUCACGCAGUUCAGAGAGAGAGUGGUUAAGGCACCAGACAACAGGAGAUUUGGACGAGAGGAAGCUUAUUGAAGGGCUGGCAGGGGAGAAGGCUAUAUAUAAGAGAAGAGGAGAAAUAGAACCAGAGGUGGGUGGAAGUCAUGUGUAUCCAAAACGUAUCAGGCUGGUUGUGGACGUCAGUGGCAGCAUGUAUAGGUUCAACAGUUACGAUGGGAGGCUGGAAAGGAGUCUGGAGGCUGUGCUAGUGGUCAUGGAGGCCUUUGACAAACAACCAAACUUCAAGCUGGACAUAGUAGGCCAUUCUGGUGAUUCUAUUGAAGUUCCGUUUGUGGAGUCUUCUAAUCCACCUGCUAACGACAAGGAGCGGCUACAAGUGCUAAAAGCCAUGAUAGCGGAGUCCCAGUACUGCUGGAGUGGCGACAACACCAUGGAGGCCACCAGAGCUGCCAUCCAACAGAUAUCAAAGGAACCGGCCGACGAAUACUUUGUGAUUGUGUUCAGCGAUGCCAACUUCUCACGCUAUGGUAUCAGACCUAGUCACUUUGCAUCUCUGAUGAACUCUGACCCCCGAGUGAAUGUGUUUGCCAUCUUUAUUGGCUCUCUUGGAGACCAGGCCAAAAGGUUACGUGAGGCACUGCCAUCAGGCAGGUCACUCAUAUGUAUGAACAACAAAGACCUUCCUCAACAGUUGCAGCAGAUAUUAGCAUCAACUAUCAAAUAGACGCUAUUUUUGUCUGUGUUUAUUUUAAGAGAGGCAUGCACUCUGAUUAGCUAUUGGCAAGUGAGAGCAAUCAACACAUGUUCGACCUAUCAGCAGGAGUCCUGGGAGCUGUACCCCACACACCUUGUCCUUGGGGGUAAUGUAAUGAUAGAGUUGUUGAAUCAUUUUCUAUGUCGGUGUAAGCGUCUUCUUGUUUUAUUCACCUCAGUCACA